AUGCUUCCGACUGCCCCCAUCUCCUCCGGCCGCAAACGCGUCUUCGGCUCCGUCUUCACCCCCGCGUCGUUUGACGACUUCUCAGGGAAAUCGAUUCCCGGACUCACACCAACCGAUCAAUUGCCUGCAUCCCCAGCUUUCUCAUCGUUUGGGCAAUCGCAGAGUCGCCCUCGAACACGUCCUUCAACCUCGCAGUCCGACGAUAGAGACGAGUCAUGGCCGGAUCAACAAACUUGGGAUCGCGCAUGGCAGGCGGCCACUGGGUUUUUGUCGCUGCCGAAACAAGGAUUAGAAGGACGGACAUGGUUUGAGAGUCUGGAUGAAGCCGAAUUUCUGAAACAAUGGAGUAGGCAGGGUGCGCCGUCCAAGGGCGUCAUUGAUGCAUUGGCAUAUCUACUGGCUCCUCUUUCGCAACGAGGAUUGAGAUUGGGUGCGGGACAACGCAGUAUAAUUGACUGGUAUGGGAAUGAGAUCCGGCUUCAUUUUCUUUCCAACUUCCGGGAUGGGCUACACAAGCUAUUGAAUUACCCGGAGAAGGAUGGAUUGUUACAGAAAAUCAUUCAUUGCUUGCAAUUGGCUCGGAAGAUAUAUUUCGCUCCUCUCGUGGAGUUUAUACUACCGCUGCUAGAUAUGGCGGCACAAGAACGGACGUUUAUCAAGCUACAGCGAAGCUUCCAUAUGAUGGUUGCAUAUGCUUUACCCUGGACUCAUAUAUCCAAGUUACUUACUCGAGAAUUCGCCAAAGACGCGAUCAUUGUUCUUGGGAUUGACACCUUGCCUGAAGACGAAGAGGGAAAUAGCGUGGAUGAAAUGGAAGUGGACCGACAAUACUCGGUAUCAUAUCGUGAUUGGAGGGAUGAAGCGGAUGACGAAGCUCGAAUGCAGAUGAUGGUGGAGUGUGAGGAUAUGCGGGUCAAAUCAGCCCGUGACCGGCUGCUGUUGCUGUUUGAUGGCUUGCAACUUGUUGGUCUGGGCGGAGACAAGGCUCAAAAGGUUUUAGCCAGUGUGAUGAACACGCUGAUGACAGAGUUUAUUCGGGCGGCGUAUACAGGCCAGUGGGAGGGGCCUACUCUGGUGUCGCAGCAUCUUCGGCAGUGGAUCGAAAAUGUAUUUGCGCGACUGGUUGUGCAGGUGCUAGCGAUUAUCAACAUUCCCGAGUCGGGGACAAAAUCAGACCGGCUUGAUGUGAAUUUGAGUGAUGUGGAGAAAUGGCAGGAAAUUGGCAUUUCUCGGCUAGGAGCUCUUCGAACCGGUGAACUUUUUGAAGUGAUAAUCGAGUGGCCUGCAAGCAGUGGUGCCAUUGAAGAUUUACGACAUUUUACUACACAUCCCGCAGCACGGCACUAUGUUACGCACUCGUUCAUUGCGGUACUCAAUCAUCGUUUGCUACACCCAGGUGCUUCGACCGUUGAGAUCUUGCAGCUGUACAUUUCAAUCAUCCGAGCGUUUAACCUUUUAGAUCCUAAAGGGGUUCUCCUGGAUCGAAUUGCUCGACCUAUUCGAAGGUAUUUACGUGACCGCGAUGACACAGUCAAGGUGAUUGUCGGUGGUCUUCUUGCAGAUACCGGUGAUUCAGAGGAACAAGCUUCAUCUGGGGAGACACUGGUGGAAUUGGCGGCAGAACUGUCCAAGGCACACCAGACGUCGCUGCGAAAUGACACAGGAGAGCUGGAUUGGGAUGACAUGAACUGGGUGCCGGAUCCGGUUGAUGCAGCGCCUGAUUACAGAAAAUCGAAGAGUUCCGAUGUUAUUGGCAGUUUGAUCAGUCUGUUUGAGUCUAAGGAGACGUUUGUGAAGGAGAUGCAGAACAUGCUGGCGGAUCGAUUGCUUCAGAAGCGUGCAGACUUUGAGCAGGAGAUGUCUGUUCUAGAGCUGCUUAAGAUCCGCUUUGGCGACUCGGCAUUGCAAGCCUGCGAGGUCAUGUUGCGCGACAUUUUCGAUUCCCGACGAGUCGAUACUGUGGUGAGGAAUGACCAGGGACUGACUCGCCCUGCAGAGCCAGCUACACCAGACACACAAGCAGUGGAAGAAGAGAUUCCGGAACUGCAUGCCAAGAUCCUGUCGCAUUUCUUCUGGCCCGAGGUCCAAGGACAAGAGUUCAAGGUUCCAGAGGAGAUUUCAGAAUUACAGGAGCGCUACUCUGCCGGAUUCGAGUCAUUGAAACAAUCGCGCAAACUCACCUGGCUCAACGGGCUAGGACAGGUCACGGUCGAGCUGGAUCUCGAAGACCGCGUGUUUGUCGACGAAGUGACGACCUGGCAGGCCAGUGUAAUCUACGCCUUCCAGACCGACUCCGACGAUGCAGACUCCGCAACCAAAACCAUCGGACAGGUAUCCGACGAGCUGAGCAUGUCGAGCGCACUCGUCCGCAGCGCAUGUUUGUUCUGGGUAAGCAAACGCAUCCUUACCGAAGUGCAGCGGGACACAUUCCGCGUGCUGGAAGUCCUCCCCAACGACGAAGAAGGCGACCCAGCCAGCGGCCCAGGACACGCAGGCACGGAGGAUCCCGGAGACGCAACAGCCGACGCGGCCGAUGCAGCGGCAGCAGCCGAUGCAGCAGCCGCCGCGGCGGCCAAGGAAUCGGCCGAAGCGGCCGCGAUGGAAAAGAUGAAUCUCUACUGGCAGUUUAUCGUGGGCAUGUUGACGAACCAGGGCUCGAUGCCGCUGCAGCAGAUUGUAAUGAUGCUGAAGAUUGCAGUGCCGGGGGGGUUCCCGUUUAGCAAUGAGGAGUUGCGCGAGUUUCUGGCGGGGAUGGUAGGGAAGGGCAAGUUGGAGAUUGUGAGUGGGGGGAGUUAUAAGCUUGUUAGCUGA
Messenger RNA from Aspergillus wentii DTO 134E9, 2811 nucleotides. RefSeq names its product anaphase promoting complex subunit 2. Gene Ontology annotation, cellular component: anaphase-promoting complex. The record is from RefSeq and is a predicted model, not a curated record. The coding region runs from base 1 to 2811 and encodes 936 amino acids. Gene Ontology annotation, molecular function: ubiquitin protein ligase binding. NCBI's taxonomy places the organism in Eukaryota, Fungi, Ascomycota, Eurotiomycetes, Eurotiales, Aspergillaceae. Gene Ontology annotation, biological process: ubiquitin-dependent protein catabolic process. The transcript is spliced from 2 exons.